GAUGAGUGGAUAUUUCAUCCAAGUCAAGUCAAAACCGCUCAGGCACUCAUUAUUCAUAUACAAACACAAGGUCUGAGAAGACAGCCAGAUGGUGUGACAGAGUGAAAAAGAAAAGAAGAAACAGAGAGGGCUCUCUGGGAAGGGGCCAGGUCGUUGGGGUUUAUCAGCAUAUGAAGGAGGGAGCAGAGAGGGUGAUGAGGAAAGAUAGUGGGCGGUCAACUGUGACGUUGACGGAAGGAGAGAUAGAGAAAAGGAGGAUUCUGACGAAAGGAAGAGAGAGCGCAGAUGUGAGCGGGACCCUGAUGGAGAAGGAAUUCUGAUGUUAGAAAGCUUUUGAAAAGAGCAAGAUGGAUCAAAACUCAUCAGUCCUGCAGGUAACUCUCCAGAUUUCACAAGACCAGCCUGCAUCUGAAGAACCGAAGUCAUUGGUCAGGAGACUGUGGUUUAAGCUCUUAUUGGUCCUUUUUGUCUCCUCCCUCAUCGGCACAGUGAUAGGGCUGGGGUGCUAUUCCCAUUGGAAGACCAAUCAAGCCCCUAUUCCCUGUCUCUCUCCAGCAUGUCUGAGAGUAGCAGAACGUUUCUCUGCUGUCAUGGAUCCUUUUUCUCGACCUUGCGAUUACUUCCUAUUUACCUGUGGAGCAGAGACCACGACCCUCAGCAGAGGGAGGCAGCGGGGAAAGGUCUUCUCCCACAACGUCACCACAGGACAGGACAGAAGGAGGUGGACAGGCAAAGGAGGAAGAGGGGGAGGAAUAGACAGAGAAUCAGAAACUAAAAGCGAGGGAGAUGAAACGCCUGAGAGGAUACCAGACAGACACACAGCUUUGCUCCAGACAAUAAAGGAGAUCUUGGAGUCUCCUGUGAGCGGUGUUACCAUGAACAGUGCGAAGGAGAAAGCACAGAGGUUCUAUAACAGCUGCAUAGACUCUAAAACUGCAGAGAGUGGAAACUCAGAACGCUUCCUCACACUCAUUCAGCAGCUCGGAGGCUGGGCUGUGUCUGGGAGAUGGACUCGGCCUAACUUUAACUCCACUCUGGCUCUGCUAAUGGCACAGUACAACACCUUCCCUUUCUUCAAUGUGUAUGUGGGUUCUGACCAAAGGGAGGGUCGGACCAAUGAAAGCGCACGUUUCAUUCAGAUUGAUCAACCAGAUUUUCCAUUUCCCAUCGACUGGAACAGUAAUGCGAAAAGAUCAAUAAUUAACCCAAAGUCUUUGCGUCCAUUCUUGUUGUCCUGUAGGCAGCUCUUGGCUCUGUUGGAUGUUCCUUCCACUCAAAUUACUCCACACUGUGGCCAGUAUGUGUCUCUGUGUUCAACUCUAGUUAUAGCUACAUCUCCUCUUCCCUACCGACUCAGCCAAAAACUCCUGUACCAUAGAAUCACCAUCCAAGAGUUACAACUGCUGGCCCCCGCUAUUGACUGGCUCUACUGUCUUCAGGCCAUCUUUCAUCCUCUUCCUAUCAGUCAAUCAGAUUUUGUUUUACUGCAUAAUCUCCCAUACAUCAAGUAUCUGUCCCAGACAAUCAGCAUUUGGAAACGUAACAUUGAAAUGAAGGCCAGUGAUCCCUUUCAUACAUACAUGCUCCUGACUCUUCUGCAAACAGUGAUCCCUGCCCUGGACUCCAGAUUCACCCAGAUCAUGAAAAACUUCUCUAUAGCUAGUGACUGCAGAGAAGAGGAUGUCCCUCACUGGAGACACUGUGUUCUUCAGACAACGAAAGGCUUUGACACAUUGCUCAGUCAUGUGAUAAAGGAACAUUACGGCAAUGAAGAGGCUGAGGAGCUGGUUCAGGAUAUUUACUCUACCUUCAAGACCAAAGUAGCAAACCUGAGCUGGAGGGAUGAAGAAACACAACAUUUUGUUUUGAAUAAGGUUAAAUCUCUCACUCCAAGACUCUCCAUUAACACAGAGGUCCUCGAUCCGCUGACCCUCAACGAGUGCUAUGCAGAGGUGAAUAUGAAUGAGAAGGACUAUUUCUCCAAUUACCUACAGCUGCUUGUUCUUCAGCAAAGGAGGAUGAGCAGAAUAUUCUCUCACACUGCUCAGAAUGAUGUGUUGUACAUGAGUCCAUUUCUCUUGGGUAACGACAUCAUCUUCCCAGUUGGACUGUUUGUGUCUCCUCUGUUCCAUUCCUCCUAUCCAAGAGCCAUCAACUACGGAAUUUUGGGAUCCUUGAUGGCAAAAGACCUUUUCCAUCUGCUACUGCCUGACAUCCUCUCUCAAUCAGACAGCUCAGGACUGGAGAGUGAGUGUGUGUGGUCUUACUAUGUAAAUGGGAGGGCAAGUGCAGGCAUAUCUGGAACACCCUUCCUCUCUCAGUCUCAGCAGCAGGAGGUGUGGGUGCAGUACUCAGCGCUACAGGUAGCACUACAGGCAUACCACAAGAGUUUGCAGAGGCGCUCACCUGAUACCUCUGUGUCUGGACUCUCUCACAUCCAUCUGUUUCUCUCCUCUUUCAUUCAGGCAAGCUGUGGCUCUGAGCCCUACCGUGCAUUUAUGCCUUUUGAACCUUCCUUCCUGGUGACUGUCCUGUGUAGGAACUCUGACCUCUGUCCCAAACCAUUGAUCUGUGAGGUUAAAUCUCAGGGACAGCUUCCUGAGGGGUGUUAAAGCCAAGCCACAGCGCAGCUGUAAAGUGGACUGAACUGCUAUCAGCAACAUUAGAGAGAAUGAAAAAUGCUGCUCAGAAGUCUUUUCACCUUUGGAUGCAUUAAGGAUGCCGCUGUAGACCUUACAUCAAGGCUGUUACAGCAAACCCAGAAAUGAAAAACCCACAAAAAACUGUGGAGCUCACAGCUUUUGGGGUUCUUUACUAUUUUGUAAAAAAUAACAGAACGUUUAGAGCUGCUAAAUGCAUCUCGGAUUUCAGCAUUUUCUACCACAAGGCUUUUAUGAACUUCAUACACUGUAGGCCAAUAUUUUGACCGACUAACGACUGUGUCCUUUACACUCCAGAUGCAAGUGUGGACUGAUUUGACGGAACUUUAUAGGUCUGUGUACCUUUGGUCAUUCGAUUUUCAUUUCAAAAACCAAUAAUGAAAAAUGGGAAAAUUAUCUCGAUUCUCGUUAUUGGUUCUGUUAGUGUCCGUGGAAAAAUCAAUGAAUAGCUUUAUUUUAUAGCUGCACAAACUAAUCAUAAAUGUAAAUACCAAAUAAACAAAAAUUAAAUAAGGGGUCCUAUUCCAUUAAUCCAAAUUUAAAAUUCCCUAUGACUUUAAAUAAACAAGCAUGUGACACGUAUGGUCGCAGAACAGAGACAUGUCAGAUGAAAUGAUCAACGCAAGUCAUGCAGGUAUACAGGCCCUACAGAUUACAAUUGUGAUUUGCUUCUGUGUGUAAAUAACGGUUAAGCUUUAAUUUUCCUUCACAGUCAGCACCAUGAGCACAGUGAGCACCAGAAUAGCCGAACACAGCAUCUCACAGAGAUAGUUUAAAUUAUUGUAAUGAACUAAAGACUGACACACAACGUUGCAGUAUUACUUUUAAUUGUUAUCAUUAUUGGGCAAUGUGACUUUUAUUUCUUAUUUAUUUAUAUUUUUGAGAAGUCACAUUUAACAAAUUUACCCUCAUUAUCUCUAAAUAGCUAAGAUGGGUUGUCCAAUCUUAUCCAUAAAGGGCCAGUAUGGCUGUGAGUCUUCACUCCAACAAAGCAGAAGCUCACAUGACCAGCUGUCUGAAGAAGGACACUAACAAAUUAAGCAAGUGGAAGCAGGUAUUCACCAGGAUAAAUCUACAGCUUAAUGAACUAGGCUAUAAGCACGCGUAGAUUGUUCUGCUUAAACAGAAGUUGGCUAUUUUGAUCAAAAAUGGCAGUAAUUUUAUAAGAUUCAAUUUGGUUGAAAUGGAGAUUUUACAUAGUCAGGAGGAGAUUUAAAACCUGACGAAAUUAUACUUGGUCCCCUUAUCAACAACUCCCUCUUAUCAAAAAACGAAAUGGCAAGAGUAAUCUGUAGUGUACAUAUGCCUGCGUGACGCGCGUGCAUGCAAAAGGGGAGUUAUAUUCUUCAGGGGGGCUGAAAUUUGGCAUUACACCCUUGUUAAAUGGCAGAUGUCCAGUGUGGGACAGGAACUCACAGACAUUUUUAAGGGGCCGGUAGCUCUAACCUAAAAAAAAAAAAAAAGCAUGCAGAUGCUCAGCAUUCUCAUCCUCACUCUCUGGUCUGGAGCUGUGUGGUUGCACU
Molecule: messenger RNA, 4183 nt
Organism: Pygocentrus nattereri (red-bellied piranha)
Lineage: Eukaryota; Metazoa; Chordata; Actinopteri; Characiformes; Serrasalmidae
Gene: kel
Product: Kell metallo-endopeptidase (Kell blood group)
Exons: 18
Coding region: 348-2612 (754 amino acids)
Biological process (GO): protein processing
Cellular component (GO): plasma membrane
Molecular function (GO): metalloendopeptidase activity
Source: RefSeq, a predicted model, not a curated record